ACCGCCUCUACGGCUCUGAGCCUAUGUGGGCUGACCCACAUCAUGCUGCGGAUUUCGCCUCUUCGGCUGCUAUGGUGCACCCGGUCCAGUAGGGUCUCGCUCCUGAAGGUCUUUGGCUCACGGCACUACGGUUCGUGCCCUCUUGGUGUCGGCAAUGAGGUCCGCGAAGGGCGCGCCUACUUCACGACGCCCAUUUUCUACGUUAACGCGGCGCCACACAUCGGGCACCUGUACUCUGCUCUACUGGCGGACGCCCUUUGCCGCCACCGUCGUCUCCGGGUUCCCGUUGCCUCCGCCACGCGAUUCUCCACUGGCACUGACGAACACGGCCUGAAGAUCCAGCAGGCGGCAGCCAUUGCGGGCUUGGCCCCGGCCGAGUUGUGUGACCGAGUCUCUGCCCAGUUCCAGCAGCUUUUCCGGGAGGCUAAUAUCGCCUCCACCGACUUCAUCCGCACUACCGAGGUGCGGCAUCGCCUGGCUGUGCACCAUUUCUGGGAGGUGCUGAAGGCCAGGGGUCUGCUUUACAAAGGGCUUUAUGAAGGUUGGUAUUGCGCUUCGGACGAGUGCUUUCUGCCUGAGGCCAAGGUCACCCGACAGCAGGGCCCGUCCGGGGUUGCGUGCCCUGUGUCUCUGGAGAGCGGGCAUCCCGUGUCCUGGACCAGGGAGGAAAACUACAUUUUCAGGCUUUCCCAGUUCCGGGAGCCGGUCCGGCGGUGGCUGCGGGACGACCCUCAGGCCAUCACUCCCGAGCCAUUCCAUCAUGCAGUUCUUCAGUGGCUAGAGGAGGAGCUGCCCGACCUAUCUGUCUCCCGCAGGAGUAGCCAGUUGCACUGGGGCAUUCCGGUGCCUGGGGACAACUCGCAGACCAUCUAUGUUUGGCUGGAUGCCUUGGUCAACUACCUCACUGUGAUAGGUUAUCCGGAUGCUGAGUUCAAAUCUUGGUGGCCUGCUACCUCUCAUAUAAUAGGCAAAGACAUUCUCAAAUUCCAUGCUAUCUAUUGGCCUGCCCUCCUCAUAGGGGCUGGCAUGAGCCCUCCACGUCGCAUCUUUGUCCACUCCCACUGGACAGUCUGUGGCCAGAAGAUGUCCAAGAGCUUGGGCAAUGUGGUGGAUCCCAGGACUUGCCUUGACCGCUACACUGUGGAUGGCUUCCGGUACUUUCUUCUUCGGCAGGGUGUCCCCAACUGGGACUGUGACUACUAUGAUGAAAAAGUGGUUAAGUUGCUGGACUCGGAGCUGGCAGAUGCCUUGGGAGGUCUCCUGAACCGAUGCACUGCCAAGCGAAUAAAUCCAUCUGGGACUUACCCGGCCUUCUGCACUGCUUGCUUUCCCAGGAAGCCAGGGUUGGUGGCGCCAAUGGUUCGUGCUCAGGCAGAGGACUAUGCUCUGGUGAGUUCAGUGGCCUCUUUGCCCAAGCAGGUAGCAGAGCACUAUGAUAACUUUCAGAUCUAUAAGGCUCUGGAGGCAGUGUCCAGCUGUGUUCGGCAGACUAAUGGCUUUGUUCAGAGGCAUGCACCAUGGAAGUUGAACUGGGAGAGCCCAGUGGAUGCACCCUGGUUGGGUACUGUGCUUCAUGUGGCCCUGGAAUGUUUGCGAGUUUUUGGAACUUUGCUCCAGCCAGUCACCCCAACUCUAGCUGACAAAUUGCUCUCCAGGUUGGGGGUCUCUGCCACAGAGAGGGGCCUUGGAGAGCUCCAUUUCUUGUCUCGAUUCUAUGGACAUCCUUGUCCUUUUGAAGGGAGGAGGCUUGGACCUGACACUGGGCUCUUAUUUCCAAGACUGGACCAGUCAAGGAUGUGGAUGGUAAAAGCCCACAGGACCUAGAAACUCAGUUUUUAUUGGCAUGUGGUAAAAAAGUUAAUGUGUUACUUUUAUGUUUUGCAUUUUCAGGAAAGUUACACUAGUGUUUUCUCAAAGGGUUGCAUCACAUGAGCACAUAAACUAUGUCCCUGUGAAAAGAGGUUUGUAGUCAGUCAGGUUCUUA
This is a messenger RNA of Orycteropus afer afer, 1984 nucleotides long. RefSeq names its product methionyl-tRNA synthetase 2, mitochondrial (gene MARS2). Gene Ontology annotation, molecular function: ATP binding; methionine-tRNA ligase activity. Lineage: Eukaryota; Metazoa; Chordata; Mammalia; Tubulidentata; Orycteropodidae. Gene Ontology annotation, biological process: methionyl-tRNA aminoacylation. The record is from RefSeq and is a predicted model, not a curated record.